Paraphaeosphaeria sporulosa is the source of this 1221-nucleotide messenger RNA. Its product is annotated as putative ATP synthase subunit gamma, mitochondrial. Bases 42 to 950 code for a protein of 302 amino acids. The transcript has 4 exons. Gene Ontology annotation, biological process: proton motive force-driven ATP synthesis. Gene Ontology annotation, molecular function: proton-transporting ATP synthase activity, rotational mechanism. NCBI's taxonomy places the organism in Eukaryota, Fungi, Ascomycota, Dothideomycetes, Pleosporales, Didymosphaeriaceae. The record is from RefSeq and is a predicted model, not a curated record.
CUGCCAUCUCCGCUCCAUCUCAAUUCCUCAUUGCGCCCAUGAUGCUUUCACGAGCUGCGCGCCCCGCUCUGAGGGCUGGCCUGGCCGCCGCCGCACGGCCCGCCCCCCUCAAUGCCCCAUCUGCUGCCACCUAUGCCACCCUGCGCGAGAUCGAGGGCCGUCUGAAGUCGAUUCGCAACAUUGAGAAAAUUACCAAGACCAUGAAGAUCGUCGCCUCCACCAAGCUCACCCGCGCUCAGAGGGCCAUGGAGUCGUCCCGCCAGUACGGUCAGACGUCCAACACCGUGUUCGAUCAGGCCGAGACCAAGCCUGUGGAGGGCGACGGCAAGAAGACAUUGAUCGUGGUCUGCAGCUCCGACAAGGGUCUCUGCGGUGGUAUCCACUCUGGUAUGUCCAGGGCCACCAGGAAGAUCCUCCUCGAGGAGCCCGAGGCCGAUCUGGUCGUCAUCGGCGAGAAGUGCAAGGCGCAGUUGUCCCGUUCCAACGGCAAGAACAUGGUGCUCAGCUUCGCCGGUGUUGGAAAGGACGUUCCCACAUUCGCCGACGCUUCCGCCAUCGCCGACCAGAUCUCGACGCUCCCGACCGACUACUCUUCCGUCAAGAUCAUCUACAACAAGUUUAUCAACGCUACGAGCUACGAGGCUCUCCCGAUUGAGGCAUUCUCUGAGGAGGCCAUCAGGCAGUCGCCCAACUACGCCGCUUUCGAGAUCGACGACGAAGUUCUCGGCAAUCUCCGCGAAUACGCUCUUGCCAACUCGCUGUACUGGGCGCUUGCCGAGGGCCACGCAUGCGAGCAGUCUGCCCGACGAAACGCUAUGGACAACGCCUCCAAGAACGCCGGUGAGAUGAUCACCAAGUUCCAGAUUCUCUUCAACCGUACCCGUCAAGCCGUCAUUACUGGCGAACUUGUCGAGAUUAUUACCGGUGCGGCCGCUUCAGAGGACAGCUAGAGGAUUCCCGAUGUUAGACUACUUACCCAAAAUGUCGGCUCCCUACCCUGAGCCAGGCUGUGUAGAAUAAAGCUUGUCCAUAUGCUCUUUUGUCAUCUAAUCAGCCUCUGGUCUUCUCUUAGUGUCACCAAUUUCAUUUGCAGCCAUGCUCUCGUGUGACGUCCUAAAAGUCUAUUGUUGCGAAGCUGUGCGAGUCUCAAUCACUCACCGCCAUAGAAGAUGGGUGGGGAUGGGUACCAUUCACACAAUUAAUUAGACGACAAUGCAGACG